AUGCAGCUCAUGUGGUUGAGCGCGUUCUUCCUACUUUCACUAUCGAUCGAUCACUCCGAGUGUGCCAGUGGAAAGCGUUUGGUUUGCUACUUUUCCAGUGAUUCGCCGCGUACGAAAGGCUACGGUCGCUACACGGCGAACGAGAUUCCCGUGGAGCUGUGCAGUGAUGUGAUUUACCGUGGAUUAAGCUUCCCGCAGUGGACGCGUGGAACAUACACCUUCGACAACAAAGAGCUGCAGGAGUUUGGUGCUUACAUGGCGACAAUCCAGGCACGAUUACGGAGCGUUCGUAACAUCGUCACCAUUCUGGAACGUGGAAAGGAAGCUCUGGAAUACUCGUUGAUGGCGGAGGUUCCCGAACGUAGGAGUGCCUUCACACGAGCCAUCUUGAUGCUGCUGGAGCAGUACAAUCUGAAUGGUGUUGAGAUUGCUUGGGAAUGGCCAGGAUCAACGGUCACCUUUGGAGGUAUCUCAAGGGAUCGCGAGUCUCUCAUCUCACUGCUGACCGAUCUGAAAGCCGCCUUGAGGAGUACGGGCCGAGAGAUCUUUUUCUUUGGUACGAUCUAUCCGAAGGUUUUGCGGGAAUCCUAUCGUGUGACGACGAUUUGCCAGCUAGUGGACUUUGUGACGCUUUAUACGUUCGAUAUGCGGCCGCACUCGAACAAUGUAGUGGAUGUGCACGCUCCGAUGCGCAAUCGAACGUUCGAAAGGGACGCGAAUCGAGCGAAACAUAAUGUGGUGGAAGGUGUUGAGACAUGGAUCGACUUUGGUUGCGCACCGAAGAAACUCAUUCUUGGUAUUGGGCUGUUUGGUCAGGCGUGGACGUUGGCUGAUCCGGGGUCCUACAAUGUCGGAGCUAGAGCUACGGGUCCUGGCCAGGAAGGAGAGUAUUACUACGGUGGUUACUAUCCAUUCUAUGAGAUUUGUCUGCUGCUACGGAGUGGUUGGACCGGUUUCUAUGAUUACGUCGCCGAGAUGCCCUUUGCCGUUCGGGGCAAUCAGUGGAUGGGGUUCGAAGACACGCGAUCGAUUAAGGUGAAGUUAGAUUUCAUGAUAGAGAAGCGCUUGGGUGGGAUUGUGCUGCAGUAUGUGGAUUAUGAUGAUUUCUGGGGUUUCUGUGGACCGCGCAACUCGAUGACUACCUACAUCUACCAGCGUUUGCAGCAGAUUCCAUCCGAUAUAGGUUUCGCCAUCGAGCGGAGCUGA
Anopheles aquasalis is the source of this 1206-nucleotide messenger RNA. RefSeq names its product endochitinase-like. The record is from RefSeq and is a predicted model, not a curated record. Gene Ontology annotation, molecular function: chitinase activity; chitin binding. NCBI's taxonomy places the organism in Eukaryota, Metazoa, Arthropoda, Insecta, Diptera, Culicidae. Gene Ontology annotation, cellular component: extracellular region. Gene Ontology annotation, biological process: chitin catabolic process; carbohydrate metabolic process.